Acytostelium subglobosum LB1 is the source of this 1110-nucleotide messenger RNA. RefSeq lists its product as hypothetical. NCBI's taxonomy places the organism in Eukaryota, Evosea, Eumycetozoa, Acytosteliales, Acytosteliaceae. Gene Ontology annotation, biological process: methylation. The transcript has a single exon. The record is from RefSeq and is a predicted model, not a curated record. Gene Ontology annotation, molecular function: methyltransferase activity. Bases 1 to 1110 code for a protein of 369 amino acids.
AUGGCUCCAACUAUAUCAAAGAGUGUAGCGCGCACCUCUGUCCUCAUCGCGGCAAUUCGAACAUACUUGAGUAAUAAGUUGGUUUCAUUCAAUAAUGAUGCAUUGUAUAAACCUUAUGAACAGCCAUUAGUCAAACAGUACGCCAAGUAUUGUUAUACAAACCCAGUAGACCUGUGUAGUGAUGUCCGGCUGACCAUCAUCGACCCAUAUGCACUGUUCUUCAUUCGUCACGAAUCCUCUCCAGACAUCUUGGCAGAGUUCUUCCAUACAUUGCCAAAGUUCAAACCAACUGUUGACCAAGAUCCCCUAUACCAGAGCUUGAUAUCAAGUGGACUUGAUGUGUCUAGUGUAGACUCGAUUGCUCACUUCUUCAAGUCGAGCACAACAUCAGAGGCUCAGAUCAUGCAAGGUUGGACACUGCUCUUUGAUGAGAUGAUCUCAAACCAUGUAUCAUGCAGGACAAGAUUGAUUGAUGAGUUUGUACUCGAAGGUGUCUCGAAUGGUAUCAAACAGGUCGUCAUACUUGGCUCUGGACUGGACACUCGAGCUCAGAGGUUGCCUCUAGACCACAGUGUCACAGUGUUCGAGGUAGAUGUCGCAGAGGUGGUAGAGUACAAGAGACAUGUCAUGGAGUCUGCCAUGUUGGCAAUCGAGCCAAUAUCAAAAGCAAAGAAUGUAGAUAUCAAAGAGGACCUGAGGUACCUCGAUACAUGGACAUCCAAGCUCAAGGAAUCAGGUUUCCAAACUGACAAGCCAUCAAUAUGGAUUCUGGAGGGACUGUUAAUGUAUUUGCAGCCAGAGCACACUGCCAACCUGCUCAAUACCAUAUCACCAAUGUCAUCAAGUGGCUCUGCCAUGAUCAUACAGACCACGGGAGUGUUUGAUCGCACUGUUCCCAACUACUUUGGCAAGAAUAUCUUUCAGCAGCUGGCCGAAGAAGUGUUCAUCCCAGCACCACGACCAGACGAACUACUUACCAACAUUGGCUUUACCAACGGCCUGACAACAUUAUACGAGAAGGACCUGAUAAAGAUGUAUGGAACGCCCGGGGCAGUCUACCAAGAUCCAUGUACGCCAUUCCAAAGAUUCACCAAAAGCUACAAACCUUGA